AGCAAGAGGGAUGACGUGGCUAUGAACAUUUUCCAGGAUUCAAACCCUAGCUUCAGCUUCAGAGGCGCCGCCUCUCACAUUCAUCUUCUACUUAAAUCACUCACUCUCGCUCUCACUAAUAUUCCUAGGUCAGCUCGAGAAUAAAAUUGUGGAUAAUAUGAUAACACCAUUGAAUGUUCUUAAUUGAAUAUUCAAUGGCAGUUUCAUAUCUUCAUUUUCCGCAACCUUUGAACGUCUCUUCCAGAGGUCGUUUUUCUAUUUCCAGUUCUGAUUACGGUAGAGGCUCCCUUAAGAGAAGGAGCACUUGCCUUGUUUUAGCUUCCAACAACAAGGUCGGCAUGGUUGAAACAUUAUUAGAUAGUGUAAAAUGGGAUGACAAAGGUCUAGCAGUGGCAAUAGCUCAAAAUGUUGACACCGGAGCCAUAUUAAUGCAAGGCUUUGCCAACAGGGAUGCUGUGGCCACAACAAUUUUUUCUCGAAAGGCUACAUUCUACAGCCGUUCUAGGUCAACAUUGUGGACAAAGGGAGAGACCUCAAACAAUUUCAUCAACGUGCAUGACAUCUUCAUUGAUUGUGAUCGAGACUCUAUAAUCUACCUUGGGAUGCCUGAUGGUCCUACUUGCCAUACAGGGGCAGAAACAUGCUAUUAUACAAGAGUUUCUGAAUCUUUAGAACAUCUUGAGAGUGAAAUUGAAGAGAACAAAUUGGCACAAACCACUUUAUAUUCGUUAGAGUCGACAAUUUCCCAGCGGAAGGCAGAAUUAGAAGUGCCUCUAAGUGGAAAGCCAUCCUGGACUAGACGAUUAUUACUUGACUACAAGUUGCUAUGCUCAAAAAUCAGGGAGGAGGCAGAUGAGCUGUGUCGAACACUCGAGGAGAAUGAGGAGAAGGCGCGGACUGCUUCAGAGAUGGCGGAUGUGCUUUAUCAUGCCAUGGUUCUUCUUGCAGUCAAAGAUGUUAAGAUGGAAGAUGUUCUACAAGUUCUUAGGCAUAGAUUCUCCCAGUCAGGAAUUGAGGAGAAGAAAAGGCGUGCUUCUCAGUGAUAAGCAUGAACUGAGUUAGUUGCAGGUUCAGUGUUAUAAUCGGGGAUAUAAUGUAUUAUUCAUCUUCACAUCCCUCCCACUUGGCUCUCCCAACCUCAAAUGGUUUUCAGGCUAGGUCUUGCUUCCCCUUGAGCACUUGUAUGCUAGAUUUAAUUAAAACAAGAUGUGAAAAAUAAUUCCAAGCAAAAAAGAAAGUGUAAAAUAAGAUUGUGAAUCGAGAAUAAUAAAGAAAGAAGUUUGGUUGUA
Humulus lupulus (European hop) is the source of this 1289-nucleotide messenger RNA. Its product is annotated as histidine biosynthesis bifunctional protein hisIE, chloroplastic. The coding region runs from base 174 to 1043 and encodes 289 amino acids. The record is from RefSeq and is a predicted model, not a curated record. Gene Ontology annotation, molecular function: phosphoribosyl-ATP diphosphatase activity; phosphoribosyl-AMP cyclohydrolase activity. Gene Ontology annotation, biological process: L-histidine biosynthetic process. The transcript is spliced from 6 exons. NCBI's taxonomy places the organism in Eukaryota, Viridiplantae, Streptophyta, Magnoliopsida, Rosales, Cannabaceae.